UGACAAAUUAUAAUGCUGCAUAAAACGACCGGAAAAAUAAUUUUUUCUACUCCUAUAUAUGAAAGUAGACUUUUUCCCAUCGUUUACCCUUAACGAAAACAUCAUUUUCACUUCUAAAAGUGAAAAUACUUAUUCAUUCUAGAAGCGAAAGUAACCAUGGACUGCUACGUGAAAAGUGAAAAUUUAAAGUUUAAAUCCACUGAAAAUUUAAGUAUCUUUUUUUUAAUUUGAUCAACUGAUUGAAACUAAAUUGAUUAAAACUGAUUAAUAAAUUUGAAUAAAAAUUAAACAAAAAUGUUUGACGCAGCAAGAUCUGCAUACGCCUAAGCAACCAGUAGCGCUAGUCAAGUAGUCAUAUUGUUUAUUCUACGUGAUUGUUUUAUUUCGUAAUGACAUAUUAGGUUUCAAAUUGUGUUCCUAAUUUAUUGAAAAAGAAAAGCCAUGUCUGAUUCAGAAGAAUCGCGUAGUUCCACACCACCUUGUGUGAUACAAGCAGCAACAUCCGCUUCAAAUGAUAUCUUACCACAAAAAUCCCAACAGAGAUAUCAGUUUGUAUACGAAAAAUUUAUCAACGGAAGGACAACCGAGUGACAUCUUUUUCCGAAAAUGUCUUGAUGGCUUAUUUCGAUACAUUGUCAAACAGUCUGAAGCCCUCCACAUUAUGGAGCAUGUAUUCCAUGCUACGAAGUGUAAUAAGUCUGAAACAUGAUGUUGAUAUUUCUAAAUACCUCAAAUUAAAAACUUUUCUAAAAAGGAAGUCGACGGGUUUCAAAUCUAAAAAGGCAAAAGUAUUGAAUUCGGAACAAAUUCAGUUGUUUAUCGAUAAAGCAAAUGAUGAAAAAUUCUUGUUCACGAAGGUUGCUCUAAUAUUUGUGAUCUGUGGGGCCUGUCGUUCACAUGAAUUAAAAGAUUUAGAAAUUCAAGAUGUUCAAGAUUUAGGAAGCGCUUUAUUUGUGACUAUUCCAAAGACAAAAACAAAUUUACCUCGUUCAUUUACAAUUGUUAAUACCCAUUAUAAAAUCUGCAAGAGAUACAUCAAUCUUCGUCCACAAGGAAUAGACAAUACGACUCGUAGAUUUUUUUUGAAUUACCAACACAACAAGUGCACCCGACAAGCUAUUGGAAUUAAUAAAUUUGCAUCUGUUCCAAAAGAAAUUGCUAAAUUCCUCAAAUUACCAGAUUCACAGUUAUAUACUGGCCAUUCUCUAAGGAGAUCUUCCACGACACUUCUUGCAAACACGGGUGCUAACAUGACUGAAAUAAACCAGCACGGCGGAUGGAAUUCGAGUUCUGUAGCUGAACAAUACAUCGAAGAUUCGAUUACUAACAAAAUUAAUAGAGGGAAAAAAAUUUUUGAUUCAUUACAGAUUAGCAAAGAAAAUAUCGGAAGUUUACCACCUAUUGAGGGUUCGUUGUCACCUAAGGAGACAGAAAUAACAGAAGCAGAGGUUCCUCCUGCAUCACAUGCACUUGAAGACAAUGUGCCUUCAUUAAUAAUUAAUAAAAAAGAAAAUAAUGCUAAAGCAGCAGGUGUUCGCUACGUGCUGCCAUCUAACCCAAAGAUCAUGCAAACUAACUCCUAA
Molecule: messenger RNA, 1583 nt
Organism: Zophobas morio
Lineage: Eukaryota; Metazoa; Arthropoda; Insecta; Coleoptera; Tenebrionidae
Exons: 3
Coding region: 615-1583 (322 amino acids)
Biological process (GO): DNA recombination; DNA integration
Molecular function (GO): DNA binding
Source: RefSeq, a predicted model, not a curated record